Molecule: messenger RNA, 660 nt
Organism: Fusarium coffeatum
Lineage: Eukaryota; Fungi; Ascomycota; Sordariomycetes; Hypocreales; Nectriaceae
Exons: 5
Coding region: 1-660 (219 amino acids)
Biological process (GO): mitochondrial electron transport, NADH to ubiquinone; mitochondrial respiratory chain complex I assembly
Cellular component (GO): membrane
Molecular function (GO): 4 iron, 4 sulfur cluster binding; NADH dehydrogenase activity
Source: RefSeq, a predicted model, not a curated record
AUGGCCCACGCCGCCAUGAUCGCGCGACGACAGCUCGUCUCGAGCACCCGAGCUCCCACCACCAGCAUUGUUGGCCUCCUCCAGCAGCAGCAGCGAGGCUAUGCGACGCCUCACGGUCCUCCUCCCGCCAACUUCCGAACGAGCAAGCGUGUGCAGUGGACAUGGGACAAGGAGAGCACCCUGGACCGCAUGGGAAAGUUUUUCCUUAUGACGGAGAUGGCGAGGGGCAUGUAUGUUCUGCUUGAGCAGUUCUUCCGACCACCUUACACUAUCUACUACCCCUUCGAGAAGGGCCCUAUCUCUCCUCGAUUCCGUGGCGAGCACGCCCUCCGACGAUACCCCUCUGGCGAAGAGCGAUGCAUUGCUUGCAAGCUUUGCGAGGCUAUCUGCCCCGCCCAGGCCAUCACCAUUGAGGCCGAGGAGCGAGCCGAUGGAUCCCGCCGAACUACCAAGUACGAUAUCGACAUGACCAAGUGCAUUUACUGCGGUUUCUGCCAGGAGUCCUGCCCCGUCGACGCCAUCGUCGAGUCCCCCAACGCCGAGUACGCUACCGAGACCCGAGAGGAGCUUCUAUACAACAAGGAGAAACUUCUGUCCAACGGAGACAAGUGGGAGCCUGAGCUUGCGGCCGUCAUCCGCGCCGACUCGCCAUACCGAUAA